Colossoma macropomum (tambaqui) is the source of this 2338-nucleotide messenger RNA. Its product is annotated as peptidase inhibitor 16. The coding region runs from base 117 to 854 and encodes 245 amino acids. The transcript has 7 exons. The record is from RefSeq and is a predicted model, not a curated record. NCBI's taxonomy places the organism in Eukaryota, Metazoa, Chordata, Actinopteri, Characiformes, Serrasalmidae. Gene Ontology annotation, cellular component: extracellular region.
GGGUUGAGCAAGGGCGGCAGGGGUGGGAGGUACAGUUAAAGGCUCUGAAAGGGUCCAGAGCUUCUUUUUGCACACACUAAGGAGGCGCCCACAAACAGUCUGAGACUGCAUUGCGGAUGGCUCCGAGAUGGACCCCCCUCUGCGCUGGACUCUGGAUGCUCACAGUUGUAGCGACUGGCCUGCUCACCAAAGAACAGAAGAAGGAUAUUGUGGAUUUGCACAACAAGUACCGGUCCAUAGUUGAGCCGCCAGCUGCCAACAUGAUCCGCAUGACAUGGGGUGAAGAGCUCUCUCUCGUGGCAGAACUAUACGCUGCUAAAUGCAUAUGGGAUCACAACCCUGAAGUGCAGAACAUAAUGGGGGAAAACCUUUUCAUCUCCACUGGACCCUUUAAUGUCGACAAAGCCUUGUCUGAUUGGUUUGGAGAACAUGCAGAUUACAUCUAUGACAAUAACACCUGUUCUGAUAAUAUGAUGUGUGGACACUAUACACAGAUUGUCUGGGCGGAGACCACCAGGGUAGGCUGUGCAGCACACAUCUGUGAGACUGUCAAGGGCCUGUUCUUUGAGAAUGCCGCUAUGCUGGUCUGCAAUUAUUUUCCUCCAGGCAACGUAGCUGGACAAAAACCAUAUGAGGCAGGAGAGCCAUGUUCGAAAUGCCCAGAGAAAAUGAAGGACUGUGUGCAAGGCCUCUGUGAUAAUCUAGAAAGGAGCGAACUUCCCUCAGUGGAGCCUACAGAGCUGCCUUGGACAGACACUCCCAGCACCUGGGCUGUUGAGGGAUCUGGGUGUCAAGGCUCCCCUGCGGCUCUGCUACUGCUAACUGGAUUGCUGGCUUCUCUCUUGUGGAUGUGAUCUCAGUUCUGUGUUUUGUCCCUGCCCAUUUUUCCUCAUGUGCUAGAGUGGACUAGGGUGGACUGGUGGAGGUUUUCGGGUUUUGAUACAUUUCUUGUAACUUAUCCAUGUUGUAUCAAAUAUGUUUAUAGUUUCUAUACAACAGAAUUUUACAGAGCAGAUAUUAGUAUUUUAAUAAUUCAGUAAUAUCAGUCAUUUAACAUACACUGACCGGUCACUUCAUUAAGUUCACCUGCUUGUAUUACCACUAAUUGUCCAUUUAGUGUACAUGCACUUUUUAGGCCUAAAUCUACAGUUACAGACUGUAGUCCACCUGUUUCUCUGCUUACUUUGUUACCCCCCUUUACCCUGUUCUUCAGUGGUCAGGACCCCCACAGGACCACCACAGAGCAGAUAUUACUGGGAGGCAAAAAGAAACUGCAGUCACAGCACAACAUGGAGGUGGCAUGUUAGUGUGUGUUGUGCUGCUACGAGUGGAUCAGACACAGCAGUGCUGCUGGAGUUUUUAAACAGUGUCCACUCACUGUCCACUCUAUUAGACACUCCUACCUUGUUGGUCCACCUUGUAGAUGUAAAGUCAGAGAAAGUAGCUCAUCUGUUGCUGCUCAGUUUGUGUUGGUCAUCCUCUUGUCCUUCAUCAGUGGUCACAGGACGCUGCCCACAGGACGCGGGGUUGGUGGACUAUUCUCAGUCCAGCAGUGACACUGAGGUGUUUAAAAACUUUUUGUCCAUUUUAUCAGCUCCACUUACUAUAUAGGUGCACUUUGUAGUUCUACAGUUACAGACUGUAGUCCAUCUGUUUCUCUGUAUCUCUACUUUGUUAGCCCCCUUUCACUCUGUUCUUCAAUGGUCAGGACCCCAACAGGACCACCACAGAGCAGGUAUAAUUUGGGUGGUGGAUCAUUCUCGGCACUGCAGUGACACUGACGUGAUGGUAGUGUGUGUUGCGCUGGUACAAGUGGAUCAGACAGUGCUGUGGCCACAGUGCAGUGGCCGGUCAGUUUAUAUACGCACAGCAAAUAGAUUUAUUCUGUUAUGCAAGCACAAUUCUACACAAACCAGCACUUCUCAGAUAUGAAUAUAAGGAGCGUUGGGCUGCACAGGUAUGUGGCUUUUGCAUGAUAGUUAUGACGAUGGAUUGUACAACAUGAAACAACACUGAAAAAUUGGACUCAUUUACGUUAUACAAGGACCGCAUUACUUCACGUUUAUAUUUUUAAAUCUAAGGACUGAAAUAAGUCUUUUCCUUAAGUGUACUGUUGAAUAAGACAUGCUUCCUGGGAAAAUAUAUAAAACUGGAAUAGAAUGAAAUGAAAAGGAGUAACUGUCAAGUGCAGAUUUAAAUAAUAAUUGUAUAAAUACAUUUGUUUAAAACCUAAUCUAUAUACAAAUAUAUAUAUUUGGUAUUUGCGUUAAUUAUAUUAAAGUGAAUCAUAUUGUAUAUUUGUGUUUUGAAGAAAGUGCACAUAAAGACAUGAUACCAC